GGGUAGGAUGGCUGCAGGUCGGUUCCUUCUGCGUCGACUCCGAGCGUCUUUCCAUUCCCUGCUUAUGAACACGCUCGUGGACGCGCCAAGCGCCAGGAGCAUGCACGACGGGGGCGGCCCCCGAAGGCUCUGCAUUGAAGGCAACAUCGCUGUGGGCAAAUCCACCUUUGUGAAGUUACUCAUGAAAACUCACCCAGAGUGGCAGGUGGCUCCAGAACCCAUAGCAACAUGGCAGAAUAUCCAGGCUGCUGGCACCCAAAAAGAUGGCACUUCUAAACAUCUUGGUAACUUGCUAGAAAUGAUGUACCAGGAGCCAGCACGAUGGUCCUACACAUUCCAGACCCUUUCCUUCAUGAGCCGCCUGAAAGUGCAGCUGGAGCCCAUCCCAGGGAGACUCCUGCAGGCAGAGAAGUCUGUGCGAGUCUUUGAGAGGUCUGUGUACAGUGACAGGUAUAUCUUUGCAAAGAAUCUGUUUGAGAAUGGCUCCCUGAGUGAUGUCGAGUGGCACAUCUAUCAGGACUGGCACGCCUUUCUCCUGCAGGAGUUUGCAGACCGGCUUUUGUUACAUGGCUUCAUCUAUCUCCAGGCUUCUCCCCAGGUUUGUAUGGAGAGGCUGUACCAGAGGGGCAGAGAAGAAGAGAAAGGCAUUGAACUGGCCUAUCUUAAACAGCUGCAUGGUCAGCACGAAGACUGGUUUAUUAACAAGACUACCAAGCUCCACUUUGAAGCUCUGCAGCAUGUGCCAGUGCUGGUGCUGAAUGUCAGCGAAGAUUUCUCUGAAAAUGCCGCCAAGCAAGAGGAGCUCCUGGGACAGGUCAACACCUUUAUAAGGAACCUGUAAUCUAUGAGUAGACAUCUUGACUGUGGUCUGGGCUCGUCCCGUUAUGCACAUCCCCUUGCCCCUUGACCCCUUACGCAUCCCCACACUUGGGUGUGUGCUGUCUUCAUACUGCCAUUGUCUUUUUUUUUUUCUUUUUUUAAUCUCAAGCACUUUGAAAAUAAAGC
Grammomys surdaster is the source of this 1005-nucleotide messenger RNA. RefSeq names its product deoxyguanosine kinase (gene Dguok). The coding region runs from base 8 to 841 and encodes 277 amino acids. NCBI's taxonomy places the organism in Eukaryota, Metazoa, Chordata, Mammalia, Rodentia, Muridae. Gene Ontology annotation, biological process: nucleobase-containing compound metabolic process. Gene Ontology annotation, molecular function: deoxyguanosine kinase activity; ATP binding. The record is from RefSeq and is a predicted model, not a curated record. Gene Ontology annotation, cellular component: cytoplasm; mitochondrion. The transcript is spliced from 7 exons.